AAGCGUCGCCAGCUCCCACAGCGUCCUGCUCCUUUAAACGCCGCCUGAGCGCCUUGUAAUCCCCGCCGAAGCGGGGAAGGUCAGCGCGGACAGGGAGCGGGGCGCCCGCCGCCUUGGGGUGGGGCGAGCGCAGGUUGGCGCGCUGGCUAAAGGUCGCCCUGGGCUGCUCCCUUUCCAGAUCCGCUUUCGGAAACUUUCACGCGCAGGGCGGAUGUUCAGCUGGGCGGCGCGGCAACAGCUCUUCUCCAGGCAAGCGCUGCCCAACUUGCGCACCGGAGCACUUUGCGCGUGGGCUCCGCGCAGCAUCCCCCGCUGCACCCGACGUCUAGGCAGUCCGCGUGGACUUGCCCCCGCCCACCUUCCUCCUAUUAAUUCCCAUUAUUGAAUUCACCGGAUCCACUCCGGUCUCAGUCCCGGAUCGAGCGCCUAGUUUUCGGCGCUGCGCAGGUCAGUCGGCGUCGCCCUUUCGGGCAGGAUCAUGCGGGCGCGCCCCUGCUGGACGCUGCGCGCGGGGCUGCUGCUGCUCCUGGCCGCGCCGGAGGCGGAGGGCGGCUGCGCGGCGCUGGGGCGCUGCUGCGCGGGCCGGAGCAUGGCGUGCGUGAGCACCGGCUGGAGGGCGGACGGGUCCCACGGGUCCUGCUACUGCGACCAGGCGUGCCCUUACACCUUGGACUGCUGCCAGGACUACCGGCAGGUGUGCCCAGGUGGGUAAGGAGCAGGAGGAGCAGGGGAGGGGGAUGGUCCAGCUCAGGUAGGAUUAGGCAUGGGGGACCUGUGGGUGUUUUCUUUUCUUGGAUUCCCCUCAUCUCUCACCAUGGGGUUUGGUGGCUCGGGCUGAUGGGAGCUGGAAGGCCACAGACUCCCGCUUCCAGUGAUAAGUCAAAUUCAGCACCUGCAAGGGGGCUGGACUAGAUGACCCCUGGGGAACCCUUCCAACGCUACAAUUCUAUGACAUGCUUAGAAAGAGCAGUGCCUUUUUUUCAGAGUGCCGGAUCCCACCCAGAAGGGGAACUGCGAUUGAAACUCAAGGGUGGAAAAAUGACUUGGUGUAGCCAAUUCAAAUGGACUACAGCCCUUGUGUGAAUACUUUUUGGCUUAUUGUCCGGAUGAGAAACCUGUGACCUUCCAAAUGCAGACUCUCAUCUGCCUCAUCUUGUUAGGGCUAGGGCUGUUGGAAGUUCAAAAAUCUCUGCAGGGCCUGAGGUUCUUCAUCCCUGAAUUUAAGAGUACUAGAGGGAGCUGGAAGUUACUGAGCCCAGGUGGAAAAUUACAGUAUUGACAAUCUACUCCUACCUAUGUUAUUUAAAAACUAAAUCCCACUGAUUUGCACAGGAAUUACUCCCAAGGCAGCUGUUCCAUGUGGUCUUAAACAUGUUUUACUUGGAGAUAAGUACUCUGGAGUUCAGCAGGGGGCUAACACCUGAAUAAAAGUGUUUCCUUUUAAAGUUAGGAUUGCAACUUGGGGGAAGCGAUAGUGGCUUAAGCUUUCUUGUGUUGGAAAUCAGAUACCAAUGAAUCUCAAUGUUCUUGGAGGACAUUUGAGUGCUGUUGACAUGUGUAUUGUCAUAAACAGGGAGAGUUGAAUUCAGAACUUUUUCUUUAUUAAAAAGAUCAAUAACAUUCUGUGCAAAAGCAUAAGCUAUGCAAAUUGUGCUGUUUUAUCCUGCUGUUGCAAGGCAUCAAAAAGAGCUAACACUGAAGCCCGUGUGCACAAUUAUUCGUAGAGUUUGGAGCAUAUGGUACAACUCAAGGCAUUUGUAAUGGCCUGGAGUAACUUCAGUGGUUCUCUUAAUACUACUUAAAAAAAAAUAAAUCUCUCACACACUGAGCAUAUUAACAUCUUCUUCCUGUUCACUAGUACAACAGAACCCAAAUAUUGGCAAAUAGGAAUUUCCUAAAUCUUGACUUUUCAAAAGCUGAGGUUUUCAGCAUAUUGGAUAUUUUACUUAAUGCAGAAUUCUGCUUGUGCGCUCCCCCCACCCCCACAUGCAACCCAUCCCAUCCUUAUAAUAAUCUAUACUUCCCAUAACUCUUAGUAAAACUUUCCAGGAGACAAACAUUGCUAUUUUCUAUUAGGCAAUUGAAAACAUGGGGUCCUUUUUAAAAAGGGAACAUAUGUAAAAGAAAAUUCAAGCAAAACAGAAUUAUCCCUCUCCACAAAAUGCAGGUUGCUUGAUUAGCCUUUAUUAGAUCUACUGAAGCGUAAGUCCCUUUCUUAUAUGCCUCAUCAAUCCAUACAGUGGUACCUCAGGUUACACAGGCUUCAGGUUACAGACUCCGCUAACCCAGAAAUAGUGCUUCAGGUUAAGAACUUUGCUUCGGGAUGAGAACAGAAAUCGUGGCAGUGGCACGGCAGCAGCAGGAGGCCCCAUUAGCUAAAGUGGUGCUUCAGGUUAAGAACAGUUUCAGGUUAAGAACAGAACUCCGGAACGAAUUAAGUACUUAACUCGAGGUACCACUGUAUUCUCAACUGGUGCCAUCUUGUGGCUUUUUGAAGAAAUGGCACAAUAUUGUCCUUUGCAAGUGUCACUCUUGGCUUUCUGCAUGUACUGUGGUAGUUUGCAGAUAGGUGACGUGACUUGCUGACACUCAGGUGGGGUGUUCGUGGCAAAAGCCAGAAAUUGGAGAGCUGUUCUUUUCACCGUAGUCAUCUUUGCUUUGGCAACUGAGAGGGCUGGAAGAUGUCUGAAUCCACACAUAUACUUGGAUUGAAAACUGUGCUUUGCAUUACACGUCCAGAGUAAUUGUGUGGAAUAGGGAAUCGUUUUAUAUUCCUGCAUGGUUACGAAGCUCAGGCUGGCUGGUUCUCCCAAGUGCAGUGGAAUGAAGUGGAAGAAUGCUGAGGUGGUAAAAUGAGCUGCCUCACUUCAUCCUGCUGUUGGAGAACCACAUUUUUUUAAAAAAAGGAAUUCCCAAUGUAAACAGACAGAUGACCCUGUAAGUAGAAAACUUGGCAGUUUAAAGUGGUAUCGUGAUUGCUUCAAACACAUAUUGUGAAUGUGGGCUAAGUUGGGACACCUUAAAUGCUGGCACUCCUGCUUGGCAGGAAUGGAUCAGACUUGCUAUAUUUGAGAAGAAUGCCAGCCUGGAAAUGGAUGGAAUAGAUAACAAUUGUGAGUUUUGUCCUCCUCCUCCUCCUUCCUCAGUGGUCUCCUGCGUGGUCUCUGAGUGGAGCGAAUGGAGCAGCUGUGCAGAGACUUGCAAGGCAGCGUACCGUGUGAGGAGGAGGCGCAUCAUCCGGGAGCCGAGAAAUGGCGGCGAAGCCUGCCCUCCUCUCGAGGACAAGGCUGGCUGUUUUGAGUAUUGGACUCAGCAAGGAACAGAGUGCAAGCAGCCCUUCAGUAAGUGGAGCAGGGCACGGGUGGAGUGGGGGGGACGGACAGAUUCUUGGCAGAAAAAGGGUUUCCAAGGCCUGCUUUUGGAUGCAUUCAAAAUUACAUUGUACCCGCUCCCCCCCCCAAAAAAGUCUUGUUAGAGCAUUUCUUCUGGUUACUUUUGAAGAGUUUGGAUUUGAUAUCCUGCUUUAUCACUACCCGAAGAAGUCUCAAAGCGGUUAACAUUCUCCUUUCCCUUCCUCCUCCACAACAAACACUCUGUGAGGUGAGUGGGGCUGAGAGAUUUCAAAGAAGUGUGACUAGCCCAAGGUCACCCAGCAGCCGCAUGUGGAGGAGCAGGGACGUAAACCCGGUUCACCGCACUUAACCACUACACCACACUGGCUUUUGUUUUGUUCUAAGCUGAAGAAAGUUAUUGACUCAUGUCAAGUGCCUCUCGCUUAACAGGGGCACCCCAUAUUUGGCUGGGUUUCUUCCGCUGCUCUGCUGGUGUGAUAGCUACACAGAAUCACAGAAGUUGGAAAGGGACCACAAGGGUAAUCUGGUUCAACACCCAGCAGUGCAGGAAUCUUUGGCCCAACAUGGGGCUCAAACCCAUGAUCCUAAGAUCAAGAGUCUCAUGCUCUACCGACUGAGCUAUCCCAGAUGCAAGGAAGAAAGUGCUGCAGUCUAUAAUGCCCCAUGCUUAAUUCUCGACACAUUCAUAGAGUGGCAAAAAAGGAGAUGAUCUUGCCCUGCAGCACACAAAACAGCUUUAGAUGCAUGUUUGUGCUUGGAGAGCAGUUGCAUACGUCCCUCUUCUAGUUCAUCCAGAGUAAAAUGGGAUGGUGCAAAGUGGCAUCUAGUGUAAGGAUUGGUCAAGGUGUUCUUCUGAGUGCCUUUGCUGCAGAGCAGCCAAAGAAGUCUGAUCACUGUAGUCCAUGCAUACGUAACCUUGAGGCUGGAUUACCACAGUGCACUCUAGGUAGGGUUGCCCUUGGCCUCCCUCCUAGUUCCACUGAAGGUUGCCUUCCAUCAGCAGAAGAGCUGAAUGCCAUGUGAGGUGCCACGAGACUCUGUGUUGCUUUUGCCGCAACAGACUAACAUGGCUGCUUCUCUGAAAACUGUGCUUGUACAAAAGGCUAUGUUGGGGCUGGGCACCAUUCAAAUUAUGGCUGUCACCUGCUUAGAGAAAUCACAGCUGAUAAUCCUGUGAGUUUAAGACUGUGAGUCUAACCCAAGUUACCUGGGAGUAAGCCCCACUGAAUUCAGGUGGACUCAUUUCUGAGUAGAGGGGGUUAGGAUUGUGCUGUUGGUAUAUUGAUUUAAUUAAAUCUCCACGUGAGAGACAACGGUAACAUUCACACAUUACAUUCAUACAAACUUUGUCCACAAAUAGUUGAGCUAUACAUGUGUACCGUAAUAGGUAAAGAUACCCCUGACUAUUAGGUCCAGUUGUGGACGACUCGGAGGUUGCUGCGCUCAUCUCGCUCUAUAGGCUGAGGGAGCCAGCAUUUGUCCGCAGACAGCUUCUGGCCAGCAUGACUAAGCCGCUUCUAGUGAACCAGAGCAGUGCACGGAAACACUGUUUACCUUCCUGCCGGAGCGGUACCUAUUUAUCUACUUGAACUUUGACGUGCUUUCGAACUGCUAGGUGGGCAGGAGCUGGGACCGAACAACAGGAGCUCACUCCGUUGCGGGGAUUCGAACCGCCAACCUUCUGAUCAGCAAGUCCUAGGCUCUGUGGUUUAACCCACAGCACCACCCGCGUCCCACAUGUACCGUAAUACAUGUUAAUAUUUAGUGAAUAUAUAGUCUGCGUGCUUGUGCACACAAUAGUUGAGCUGUACGAAUGAACAAGUUCAACACUUUCACACUAAGACUUGCGCACUUGUAGAGACCGCCUACAUCCGUGUUCAGUGCAAUGUGUGAACAACACUAUCCAGAAUUUUAAACCAGUGGUGGGCAGAAUACAGGCUUAUUGGAUCCCGUGUCAGAUGCUGUAUGUCUCUGAAUACCAGAUGCUGAGAAUCAAAGUGUGUGUGUGUGUGGGGGGGAGUGCUAUUGUGCUCUCACAUCCAGCUUGUAGGCAUACCAUAGUUAUCUGGUUGGUCACUGCGAGAACAGGAUGCUGGACUAAAUGGACCUUUGGCUUGAUCCAGAAAGGCUCAUCUCAUAUUCUCCUGUUUUACUAGAUCCCCAAGAGCUAUUAACCACAGGCAGGUGCAACAAGUCUCACAGUUAGAAUUCAAGAACAGGGUGCCUCUGAGCACAUUCUGAGCCUAGGAAAUUGUCUGCAGCACAGGAACUGAACUGAGUCCAUAGCCCUUUCUCACAAAAGCAUGGUCCUAGUUGGAGCUUUUUAUUUCAGCAGCCUAAUUUAGGUGGAACAACUCAUUUUAUUGCAGAUAUUGUCAAAACAACUGGGUGUCAAAAAUCUUUGCUGUGCUACUGGAAGCUUUGCCCACCCUUUCCCUAAACAACCGGCCCUUUUCUGGUGUACUUGUUUAGACUGGUUAUUAUUUUCCUUCUGACUUUUUAUUUUUUUGGUUUGCUUUGAAAAAAACCACAAAACAAAACCUGUGUUUCUGAGACCAAAAUAAAAUCUGUAGGCUUCAGAAGAGCUUAAGUGGUAUAUUUCUAAAUUGGGAUAUUAUUGAAAUAGCUUGCUCCCUCCAGCAUAGUUUCUGGGAUGAUAAUUAGCAGGCCUGUUUGUACGGACAACAAGGGGGGAUUUGUGGGCGGAGGGUACCCAUUUCUGCCCAGCGGAAUGAUGAAUAAUCACCAGCGGUCUGAGAAUGUGGGAGAGAACUCUCUCUCUCUGAUUUCCUGCCAGAGGGAAAAUGACACGGCAUUAAAGACCGCAAAUGUCCCAGUUGUUAUUGUUCUGCAGAUAAAGGCGGGCUCGGGGCACCGUUGUCACUUAUCAUGUCUGCUGUGUUUUCCUUUUUCCCUUUGAUGUGAGCAGUCCCAGCAUUAAUAACCACUGGAGGCUAUGGGAAAGCGAGGAGAAAGCGAGCUGUGUCCAUUGAGAAUGAAAGAGCCGGGUAAGUAAUGAGCUGCUCGAGGACUCUACAGCGUUGCUGUCCUCCUGUGGGUCACACUAUGGCCUGGAGCUCAUAUAAUGAAAAGACACAAGUCUAGAUUCACAGGCCUGGAAGACAUACUGGUACAGCCAUUGGCCCAUUUCCCUGAUGCAAAGCCAACCUCCAGCACACAUGUUCUUCCAUCCUCCUGCUUAUACACAGAACAGUGCUUUAACCUGCACUUUUCAUUUAUAUGGUGCUGUCACGAUCCCUGUAAAUACACCGCUGUAAAUCCUUAAUAGGCCAAACACAUUUUGACAAAGUCUUCCUCGGCGGCCUUAUUAAAAACGUUAACAAUUCAGCCGGUUCUGAGCUGCAGCCGCUUAAGGGAGGAGAGAAAAAUAUGCAUAGGGUCCUGAAUAAGUACAGAUGUCUCCCCAGCUUAUGCACGAUGGACUCAUGUGCAACCAUGUAUAUGCAUGCGCUGUUAUGUACUGAAGUUCUCACCCUGGGCCAGCAGGGGGAUACUGUAGAUAGUUUUCACUCAGGUCCACAUAUGCAAAUAAGGGAUUGAAAGUGACAUUCAGUGAUUGGAUAGUUACAGAAAGUGGUUACUGUUGCGUUGUAGUGGAGCUCUAUAUAAGCAAGCUGGCUGAACCCUUCAGGUCAGUUCUGUUCUAGCCUGUGAAUAAACAAGAGCUGUUUGAAGAAUCGCUGUGUCGUCUGAUAUGUUCACCCACAACUUAACAUGCACAGUCCUAGGAAGUAUUUAAAUAAAUUGAUUAAAAUUUCAAAAAGGGCAAAAUGGCCCCAAAAGAGCAGGAAAGGAGCUAGCAAUCCCAUGAGCCUUUGCACCAAUCUUUGAGGCCUGUGAAGAGUUGGGCGUUGGAGAAAGGAGGUUUGGAGGGAGCGAUUGUUGUGGAGUUUGGUGGAUUUUUGUGAAUUUUUGGCAGAGGUUUUGGUCGUUUACAGGCUUUAUAGAUGGUGUUUUCCACCAAACGUGAUUUCACGUUUAUGAGUGGUACCUGGGAACGUAAUCCCUGUGUAAGUGGAGAGAUGCCUGUACUGCAGGUUGGCCAAAUAAAUUUCAAAAAGCCUCCUGCAAAUAAUGGAUGUAGAGUUGAAGGGUGGUAAUUAGCUCAGUUUUACUCUUGAGUAUACCCACUGGAACUUAGUCCUGUUCAUUAAUUUUAGCAGGCAUAGUCUUGAGUAAAACAUCCCACCUGAAGACCUUGUUGAAAUGCAUUUGGCCCAGUAAGUAUUUAUAGUGUGACACCAGAGGUACUGCACCUCCCCGACACGCAAUGCACAUAUUUAUUUUUGUAAGUAAGCCUUACACAGACCCUGGGUGAGCGUUUGGAACCCCUGGAAUCUUGCACAGUUCAGAGAUUGGGGUGGCAUGCAACCCUAUUCCCCUCUCUUCCCAUGGCAGGUACUGUGUCGAAUUUCAGCUCAUGGCCAUCACAGAAGGAUGUCUGCGUGGGAACAGCUCUUACACUCAUUGGAUGAAAUAUCUCAGCGAAGGACAUCUGGUGUGUGUUGAGUGCCAGCACCCAGCUUUGGAUUCCAGGAACCUGCACUGCUCAGGGGAUGGCAGCGGAGCCAAAAUGUAAGAGCUGACCUUUCUGCUUUUGCUCAGUUGGAAAUGCUUUGUUGUUGGGAAAAUUGCAACCCCGUCUUCUAAACUUCUGUACUGCCUAGCACAGGGGUGGGGUGACUUUUUCAGUUCCGGGGAGCUGCAUUUGCUUCUGGGCAACUUUCGGGGGUGGGGUCACAUGGUAGUGAUGGGUGGGGCAAGAGGCAGAAGCGGACUAGGCAAUGAAUGUGAAUUUGAGUUACUUUUUACACACACUGGCUGUAGAAAAGAAGAUAUGCAGGUGUGGGCUGGCAGAGGGCAGAUUGAGACUGGUGGAGCAGCAUCCCAUUUGCCUCAAUGGACCAGCCUUUAGGUCUUUAAAAGUAAGCACCAGUGCCUUAAAUUGACCUCAAAAUAUGAAUGCACAUCCUUCAAAAUAUGUGUGAUAUGAAUGACUCCAGCUAUGCGCAUGCAACUUGAUGUUGCAAUCCUCUAGAACAUGCACGUGUGAAUCCGGCUGCAAUCGGCUGUACCCACUUACCUAGGUGUAAGCCCUAUUGAACCCAAUGGGAGUUACUUCUGAGUAGGCACUUAUAGGAUUGCAUUGUUGGCCCGUCCUGACCGUCAAAGGCAAGCUGGCUGAACCUGAUCCAUUCUUAAUGCAUAGCAGUAUGGAAGCUAAAUCUGCCCUGGCUGUUGUUGUGACAGUGCUCAUUCAAUAACAUUUUAAACAACAAAUAAGUUUGUAUGAAACAGCACGUUCGUCCAGGUAGCAUUUUCUCAGCGGUAUUGAGCAAGAAAAGCACUGCUAGGUAUUCUUCCUGCGCCUCCCUGAAGUCUUCAGUAUAGAACUGCAGUUAUUUUGAUAAGGCAGCAAUAACAGCCACUGUAGCUGUCUGGAGAGGCCAUAAAAUGCAGUAAAAACGUAAGAGGAGUACUGAGUUUGCUAUUUAGUAUAUGGGAUGACUCUAGUCCUCUUCAGGCAUUCAUCUUAUGAGCUCAGUCAAUGGAGGCACAAGGGGGAGAGAGUAGGAAUGAGUGUGUGAGCUCCCCCUCCAUGAAUUGGAGAGUGAAUGUCUGCAGCAGAGGGCCUGUUUGACCUGUGUAGGUUACUUGCCUGAUGUCGAAUUCUGGAAAACCGGGGUUCUGCCUUUCCUGGAAGCCUCCAUGAGUACCCAAGGCUCUAAUCUGCAGACGGCCGCUCUCGAACCAUGUGCCCACGGGGGAUUAGGUUAUUUGUCACAAUGGUUAUAUUACUUCUGUUGUCAGAGGCAAUAUUUAUUUAUUAAAAAACUACUUUAAAAAAUCUUAUCUUUUUGUUUAUUUGAUCAGGAGCAUACAAUUCAGUGAAGGGACGCGGGUGGCGCUGUGGGUUAAACCACAGAGCCUAGGACUUGCCGAUCAGAAGGUCGGGGGUUCGAAUCCCCGCGACGGGCUGAGCUCCCGUUGCUCAGUCCCUGCUCCUGCCAACCUAGCAGUUCGAAAGCACGUCAAAGUGCAACUAGAUAAAUAGGUAUCGCUCCGGCGGGAAGGUAAACGGCGUUUCCGUGCUCUGCUCUGGUUCGCCAGAAGCGGCUCAGUCAUGCUGGCCACAUGACCCGGAAGCUGUACGCCGGCUCCCUUGGCCAGUAAAGCGAGAUGAGUGCUGCAACCCCAGAAUUGGCCAUGACUGGACCUAAUGGUCAGGGGUCCCUUUACCUUUACCUUAUACAAUUCAGUGACAUACAGGAAUAAAGACAAAUCAAUUAAUGCAAUUAAAUUAAUGCAAAGACCUUGAACUUGGCCAGUGCAGAUGUUUUAACAAUGGUCACAUGUUGUCAGCCAUGUUCCCCUGUCAGCAGCCUGGCUGCCACAUUCGGCAUCAGGUAGAGCUUCUGGGCCAGGCUUGAGGGCAGACCCACAUAGAGCAUAUUGCAGUAAUCUAGCCUCAGUGCUACCAACACGUAGGCUUACAGUGAGUAGCCUAUCCCUGUCCUGAAACAGUCAUCACAGGCAAGCCAGAUGAAGCCAUAGCUGGAGACUGCGAGUCAGAGAGACCUGGUACAUGUCGGUUUUGCCAUAGUUAUCUGUUUGGCCACUGUGAGAACAGAAUGCUGGACUAGACAGGCCUUUGGUCUGAUCCAGACGGACUGCCUUUUCUGCUUCCAGAAGGGCUCACGUGGAAUUUCCAGGGUCAGAGAGAAAAUGCCACUGAAUUCCAGCUGCCAUGAAGGAAGAGCAAGGGAGGCCCUGCUUUUGGCAUCCCCAGAGGCCCCCGUGGGAAACGGGAUGCGGGGGGGGAGGGGGAGGGUAGUUGUGUUGUAGAUGGACCUUUGGGUCCAGUCCAUCAGGGCUGCUCUGAAGCUAAGAGCAAGUAACUGCUGGGGAAAAAUGUUUGGUUCUCAAACUUUGUCCCAGCACUCGCAUGCCCCAGUGAGGAGAGGGCCAAAUGAAGAGGAAUCGGUAAUGGAAAGGAAACUCUGAUCCUUAACAUGUAUAAUUCAAUAUUUGGGAGCAGGGAGGGAGGGGUGACCACACCCGUUCCAGCCCAGUCAUUAUGUUUCUGCAAUGAAAACCUGAAUCCGUUUAACCAAUGUGAUUUUUUCAACCCCUUGAACCGUCCACAUGCUGAAGAGUAGUCCCAGCUUUCAGAAUUGCCUUGUUCUUUUUAAUUGCUUUGUGUUUGUUGCCACUUCCAUUUUCAGCUGUGUCCUCCUAUUGUGCAUGGUCCCCCGUCCCCCCCGGCCUUGCUCAUUAACACUGAAAAGCAUUUCCAUCACUUUCUUAGGCAAGUUAUCUUUCCCUUUAGAACAAGCAAAUCUUGGUUCAUCAUUAUUUUUUUUUUGCUUCUUUUAAGACUUGGGGCUCGUCCCCACUUCCACUUGACUCAUGCUUUCCAGGUAUAGGUCCAAGUGGUUUUCCGUUCUUUUCUAGGGAAAACCUGCUCUUCAGGGUUGAAUCAGAGCAAACGUCAAUCCAGAGAACACGUGAAUUGCUGUUUGCUCGGAUAGAGUGCUAAAAAGUGGUUUUCCUUGGUGGGGAAAGCAGCAGAGACCACAGCUAGUGAGGAUGACCCCAUCGUGAACUAAUCUCUGCUUUGAAAGUAAGAAAAGAGUAGUUGGGCUGAGAAUGACACCUCUUUCUAAAUCUCCUAGGAAGUGCUUCACCCGUUAUGAAGCUGGCUUAAUGGAUUGAUCCAAUUUCAGGCUCGCGUGUGUACGGUUCAAAGCAUUUUGUUGAAUUAGCUGAGCCACGUUUGGAAUGUCUCGCAAGGUCACGUCUCAUGCAACUGGGCCGGUGCAUCGAUAUUCCUCCCCUCCUUCUUUCUUCCAGAAAUAGGCUAUGAAGGGUUGGCCAAAUCAGCUGGGGGACGUGAUGGCACGAUGAUCUGCCAGUCUCAAUCAUUUGAGAAUGGAGAGCAGCUGGGGAGCAGCCUCUAGAAUGAGUGGGAAAGAGAGCCUGCAGCCAGGAGACUAUUCAUCUUUUCCAAGGGUACAAUGAAGGGGUAAUAUGGCCCUCUAACAGAAAACUUGGGUGUUGAGGGCCAAUGGGCUUGGAGCCAAAAAGGGCCCACUGAGAAACAAGUGUGAGAUAAACUGGCAUGUUUGGUGGAACUUUGAGUUUUGCAGACAUACAUUUUAAAAACAAACAAACAAGAACCCCAAGGGAUACCCACCCACACCCACCCACCCACCCACCCACCCAAGAAAAGCCCCCUUAAGGUGCUCAGUGUCUAUGGAAUGUGUCAUUUGGAAAAGAAAAACGGAAAUGGUGUGGGGUUGGGACUUUUGCCUAAAAGCAGUUUCUGUGCAGUGACAGCUUGCCAGCAUAUUCUGUCUUUGGUAUAACUGGAGAUAGUUCCAAGUUAUGCCAUUAUGAACCCGUACAGUACCCAAGUCAGUUAAAAAGUAGAUUCUGAGAGCUGCAGAUACCUUACACGGUGCUACAAUCUUGGUGGCUGUGCCUUCCUCCAACAAGUACAUUAAAGCCUAAAACGACCAGCCUUUAAAAUGAUGUAGUGAUUUAUUUAUUUUUUAAUGCAGCAUUAAAAAAUGGUACUAGAAAGUUCAGACCUGAGUAAGUACAGUUGACAUUUGCAGAGAGCAUGCACUGGGAAUUGCUGGAAAAACCAGUGCUUCCUGAAAGCCUGCAAGGAUUAGCUGUUCCUUAUAGUUUGCAGUAAGAUGUGUUCACUGUGGAAUGUGGUUUUGUUAUGGACAUUUAUGUACAUGCAGAAGGGGACGGGUGUAAGGAACUGUUUUUCCAAGUAUAACCUUGUUUACAUGGAGGGCCAAGAAGUAUAAUUUCUUCAUCAAAGGCUGAUAUGCAAGUGAUUAAACAUGAUUGCUCAGCGGUAGCCACUUCAAAUUGGCCUUCACAAUGUCCAUUGUAAAGCUGUGGGCAGGAUUAAGCUGAGUUGUGCACAAGCAGACCUUGUUCUACUUGUGCACACUCUAUUUAAUGUUAGGAUUCUUUCCACCGUGUUGCAGUCAUGGGAUGUUGCAGUUAUGACGGUGUAUGUUUUCAGUCCACAUUGUGGGAAGUGACGGAGACAGGAUGUUUAUAUUACUGUGUUUUGUCCUUUUGUUCUUUCUCUUUGCUGUCUGAUGCUGAAGAGGAAGGAGCUGAGUUGCGAUGCUCUGAGUGUGUAUAUGUAAAUAAACGUAGUAUAGCCAAAAGCUGCGCUACUGAGUCUGUACGCUAACUGCCUAUACUCUGCUGAUGCUGAAGUGUGCUGAUGCCUCUUGGUAUCAGUUGCUGUGAUGGAAGCUUUUGAAUCUCCCGAACGACCGACCAGGAGGGAGAGAACAUGCCAGUCGGGUAUGUGUCUCUGCUAGAUUCCUACUUGUGUGUAGGACCUCCUGACACUUAAUUCUGCCCUGAUUCAACCCAUUUCUUUUCUUUGACCAUUUACUAGUGGGUGGAGGUCUAGUUUCAAAAAAAGAAAUGUGCCUCUAAAAUGGAGGAAAAGGGGAGAUUUUGGAAGUGUGGGGGCAGGGGUUUGAGACGUAACCACACAGCCCCUUCCCAAUAUUCUUAAGAGAUGAGUAUUUAUUUAUUUUGGUUAUUAUUUGUUAAUUUAUAUACUGCUUAAUACAGAAUAUAAAAACUGACUAUGCAUAAUUGUUAAAAUACAGAAUGAUUUAAAAAGGCAGCAUAAUAAAAAUACUCAGUAAAGCAAUCCCAUUAAAAAAAUAAAUAAAACUAAUGGACCUAAGUUAGUGCAUUUAGUGCUGUACUGAAAAUUUCUCCUUCGGUUCUUCCCUCACCAACCACUCUUCAGUUAAUGAGGGGGUGGGGAAACACAUUCAGAAAACGAAAGAAAAUUACAGUUGUCUGUACUUCGGCACCUUUCUGGGUGCCUGUGCUUUGUGAAAAAAGCAGAGUUCCACUAACUUAUUACAUGGCUAUGGUACUGGAUAUUAAGGAAUUGAGGAUACAUUAGGAUCCAAAGAUGCUGAUACAAAACUUACUCUCCCACGCAAAAUAAACAUGCAGUUGUUUGCAUCCGUGCCUCUGGAGCCCCCAUUGAUUAAUCUCUCCCAGUAAUGUUUGCUCUGAGGGUAUUUCUGGUCCUGCUAGCUGAGAUGCUUUUUAUCUGAAAAUGCUUUGGACAGAGAACAUGGGAUAUAAUGCUCACAAGCCUAUACACCAACACUGAGCGAUGCCUGCUACUUGUGUCAAAUUUAGGAAAUUGCACGGUGUCCCUUUGAAGCAACAGCUAAGUGAUAAAAACCACUUCGGACCUGCAGGUUGAGAGAUUGAAGCUCAAGUGAACAGUGCACUUCAGUACUGCACAGUUAUCUUUGUUUGAACGUCCAGCAUCUGGAAGGUGUUUACUGUGUUUUCAGUGAUUCAGAAUUACCGGGUGUCCCUGCCAUUCUCAAGGGCCUUUAGUUUGUGAGUGUGGAUUGAGAAAUGCUUUUGAAGUACAAGCAAAAGCCAAGAUUGAGUCAACUCUUUUUAUGUGCUCACCUGAAGCUGUGUGACUUGUGUGUGUGUGUUUUUGAUGCUGCUUUUAGGGGAAGCUGAAUGCAUUGUAUCAAUGCUUGGUUCUGCUUUUUCUGUUGCAGGAACCAGCUACUGCACUGGCAGGCCGUAGGAAACCCAAGAUGCAGAGGGACCUGGAAGCGAGUUCGCCAGCUGCACACUUGCUCCUGCCCUUCUGUCCACAGCUUCUUGUUCAUCUGACUUUCACAUAGUUGUCCCUCUGCCUUGAGUCUGCAUCUCCUCCUUGGUUCUCCUGAAUAGAAGUUCAGCUGUGAACAGCCACAGUUGGGAUGCCAACGGGUAUAGUUUAAGAUCAAGGGUACUUCCUGCUUUAAGGAACUGUCACUUGGUGACACAGGACAUUCUCCUUGAGACUCAAGAUGAAGUUACUGGCAUGUUAAAGAAGCAGGUAAUCUGUGCAGGAGAGACUUGGGAGAGUCAGGUUUGAGGCUGGCAGGCCAACAAGACCAUGCUGACAAGUGAGUAGUAGAGAUCAAAACUUAGGGAGAACCCUUGGAUUGGACCAUAGACCCAUCUUGUCCAGCCUCCUGUUCUCACAGUGGCCAACCAGAUGCCUGGGAGAUGAGUGAGCUCAUCCCAAACUCGGGUUGAUUCUGAAAUGUGCUGAGUCAUCAGUUUUUUGGAUUUGGAGAUAAUGUCAUGUCACUUGGUCAGCCCCACCUCCCACAGCCCCCUAAGCCUCCAUCCCCUUCUACACUGUCUGGGUUUGCUGCAGUGAUGCUCCAGAACGAAUGAGGCACUAUAAGAAGAAAUCUGAUCUUUUCCAUCUUUCUUCUUCCCCUGUUCUCCAGCAUCGUUUUCUUGGUAUGCUGCCUUUCCGUAGUUAAAACUAUGCUCAACCCAAGCCCAUUAUGAUCACAGGGAGUAGAAAAAACCCACUGGCCUUUGGGAAAUGUAUUGGCCAGGCUAUAAGCUGGGGCUUGUAAUGUCCACCACUCCUUUGACUCAGGUUUUUACAAGCCCCUGAAACUCAAGCCUGAAAGUGGAGCACCUUGGUCAGAGUCAUUGGUCAGGGCUGGGUAGAUUCUGCAUGUGUAGGAGGAAAGGGUUGAAUGUGUGAUACUGAGCAGAGAACUCUGCUUCCUAUGAAUGCUGGAGAUUCUCAGGAACAUAGGAAACUGCCCAUUUGCCUAUUUAGCUCAGAAUUGUCUGCACUGACCGGCAGCCCAACAUGGAGAUGCUGGGAAUUGAACUAAUCCAAAAUGCGGCAGCUAGACUAGUGAUUGGGAGCAGUCGCUGAGACCAUUUAACCAGGCCUUUGGUUGAUUUGAUUGACAUCCUGUGCCCUUUUAAAAUGUGUUUUUUUCAGGGGGGCAGGGCGGUUAUUGGGUUGUUGUUUUUAUUUUGAUUGUGUAUUUUGUGGUUUUAUAUUUUGAUUUUAUUCUGUGAACUGCUCUGAGACCUCCGGGUAUAGGGCGGUAUAUAAAUUCAAUAAAUAAUAGUAAUAAUUACAUAACACCAAUCCUAAAGGAUCUUCACUGGCUCCCAGGACGUUUCCAAGCACAAUUCAAAGUGUUGGUGCUGACCUUAAAGCACUCAACAGCCUUGGACCUGGAUAUCUGAAGGAGCGUCUCCACCCCCAUCAUUCAGCCCAGACACUGAGAUCCAGCUCCUAGGGCCUUCUGGCAGUUCCCUCCCUGCAAGAAGUGAAGUUACAGGGAACCAGGCAGAGGACCUUCUUGGCAGUGGCGCCCUCCCUAUGGAAUGCCCUCCUAUCAGAUGUCAGGGAGAUAAAGAAUUACACAACUUUUAGAAAACAUCUGAAGGCAGCCCUGUUCAGGGAAGUUUUUAAUGUCUUACAUUUUUUUAUUUCUUAUCUUUUGCUGGAAGCCGCCCAGAGUGGUUGAGGAAACCCAACCAGAUGGGCGGGAUAUAAACAAUAAAAAUUAUUAUUAUUAUUAUUAUUAUUAUUAUUAUUAUUAUUAACCUGGGGCCUUCAGCAUGCAAAGCAGAUGUUGUACCCUUCACCCACAAUUUUAUAUUUUAAAUGCAAGUUUCUAGCCCCCAUGGCUGCUGCCAACAUAUGCUUAGAAUAUCUGGUGAAAUCUUGCAAGGUUAGAGCAGGUGGUUGAGUAAGAUUUCCAUGAGAGCAGGGCUUCAGUUUUAUGGGUAGCUUCUUCCUUUUCCUUGAACUAGCAGUAAGUAGCAGGAAAAUUUCUGCAUCCCCUUGUCUGCAAUUAAUUAAUUACAGGGGAUAUAGCUGCACAUUAUCCUUAAAUUGGUGGAUAAAAUGAGUUCUCAAAGAAGCUUUAGCCUUUGGGCCAAAUUAUCCAUUCUUCAGGUGUUCCAUGAUAUGUAUUCCUCCCCCCAUAAAGGGUUGUUGGUAGAUUUAUUUUUCACUUUAUUUUAUUGAAACAAUUUACAGUAUAUACCACUUAACUCCAAUAGUUUCUAAGCGGUUUACAAGGAUGGGGGAGUUUUGAACACCCACACUCUUAAUUGCUGCAACUCCAGUUAAAUUUGGCUUUGGGCACUUGCUUUAAACUGAAAAGAAAAACAACAUACAUUGAUUUACUGAUUGGGGGGAAGGAAUUCUGCCACGGAUCUCCUGCCUAACAUGAACUUUGGCCUAAUGUCCCUGUGUACUCUUUUUGCAACUGUGGAGCACCCUGCCAGAUUAUCUGAGGAACAAGGAAAUGGAAUAUAGGCUUGGGCUAGUUCCCAUUGAUUGAUUGAGCCUUACAAACCACUCAAAACAUCCUUGUGAAGCUUAGAUACACUUGACCUUUCACUGGUGGAAGUUGGGGAGGUCAAGAACUUGGCUGACUUGUGAAGUGCCUUACACAGUGUCAAUCUAGACAUGUCGCUUGAGAUCUGGGAUUACAAAUGCCUAUUGUUUAAGAAGGAAAAAGAAACAAUAUUUGGAGCCCUAGAAUUGGAUUAGUACCAUGGUGCUGGUGCUCCUCCCCAUUUUCCUGAAUAAAUAUUGCCACCGCCCCCCUGAAUUGUAAUUUAGGAAAUUGGUGGUGGGGAGAUCAUUCUCCUUCUGACUGCCACAGUUCCAGACGCCACAACUUCCUUAGAAUUUGCUAUUAACUUCUUAAAACAAACAGGAGGUGAUUGUACUCAUGGAUCUUCUCUGCCAUCUCUAGUUGUACUCACACUUACAAAGGAUACACACUGCUGUGCAUGUUUACUCAGAAGGAAGUGCCACAGAGUUUAGUGGGACUUGCUCCCAAGCUUUAAACUAAUGCACACACCUUCAGGAAAGUCUUUUUGAACUCAAUAGGGCUCACCUCUGGGUUGGCAUCUGUCUGUCUUGGGAGACAGUGGAAGAGAGCACCUUUGGAGGUGAAGUCAAACUGUUGGAAGGUUGCUGCACCUGCUGUGGCUGUAGAGACUAAUAUGGGAGAGACAUGUUUUGUUGCAGCUGGGACAGAUGAAGGUGUCUGAUUAUAUUGACUGGGUAGACAUAGUAUUGCCCCGUUCAAUAGAAAAAAAAUCUUCUGUGCACCUGUGGCAUGUCAAACCUUAUUCUGAAAUAAUUUGGACCUGGAAACACUGGUAGUUUUUUUUCAUUUGCAGGCUUUGUGUUUUGAAAGAGCCCAUUAAAAUGAAUAUUUAUGGAAAGU
Podarcis lilfordi (Lilford's wall lizard) is the source of this 17479-nucleotide messenger RNA. The record is from the annotation of a GenBank genome assembly. Lineage: Eukaryota; Metazoa; Chordata; Lepidosauria; Squamata; Lacertidae.